Molecule: messenger RNA, 1539 nt
Organism: Tetranychus urticae (two-spotted spider mite)
Lineage: Eukaryota; Metazoa; Arthropoda; Arachnida; Trombidiformes; Tetranychidae
Source: RefSeq, a predicted model, not a curated record
UUUUGCCUCAAAAUGUUAUCGACCUCGAUUGCCGCCAUUUUAUCAUUAACCAAAACGGUCACUGAUCUCGGUCUUCCACAUCUUGCCACCAAACGCUGCAACCAAGAUAUUUUAGAAAACUUUUUCGCCCAAAUACGUUCAUCAAACAGGAUUUUAACAACUUCUCAUUUUAGAUCCCAUUUUCGUUCCACACGCAUCCUUUUUUUGGAAUCGAUUUCACCGAAUGCUAACUGUGAGGACGAUGAAGAUUUCCCAUUAUUUUUAAUGGACCUGGAAGGAUCAUCAUCAGCUUCAUCUUCAACUACACAAUCAGUUGAUGAACUUGCUGAAUAUUUCAGCACUUUCAAUCCCGAUCUUUUAAAUGAACCAUCAUCCUCAUCACAUCUGGCUACAUUUUUCUCUACUUUCACCCCUGAAGAUAUAGGCGAAAAUUCUAGCAUUUUAUGUCAAAAACAGCUUGAAGGUGCUAAACAUAGAGGACUGAUCGCUUAUAUCUCAGGGUACAUCAUUAAUCGCAUAAAAAAAUGCAGAUUUCAUUGUGAAAAUUGCAUCAAUCAUUUAAUUUCAAACUCACCGCUACCUGAACACGAUCUCAUAACCUGUCGUGUUUUUGUAAAUAAUCAAUUACUCACUUUGAAUCUUCCACCAUCAAUAUCGAAUCAGCCAUCGACAUCUUCAUCACUGAACCAGCCAUUGACAUCUUCAUCACUGAACCAGCCAUCGACAUCUGCAUCACUGAACCAGCCAUCGACAUCUGCAUCACUGAACCAGCCAUCGACAUCUUCAUCACUGAACCAGCCAUCCUGCUCAAACCCGUCGAUCACACAAGCAUCAUUGCAUUACCCAUCAGCAUCGUUCACAAAUUGUAUCGUUUCAUUAACAGAAAUUUUAGAAGAAAACAUUCCAAACAUCAUCGCCACAGUUGGUGUUAAGUUCAGCCUUUUAAAACUUCUUUGGAAAGAAUCAUUUGAUUUCAUACCUCUUUGUCAUCGAGAUACCAUCAAACUUCAUUGCAUGCACUUGCUCAUCAACAUGUACAUCGGCAAAUACAUAAAAAAUUUGCGAAAUUCCAUUGCCGAUGAAAAACCCAUAAAGUCAUGCAACAAUCAUCACGUCGUUCAUAAUCACUGCACUAAUCACUUCAUCAUUUUCUUAUAAUUAAGAUCCAUCAGAAAUAGCACCCCGUUGUCAUCUUAUCAGCUUCCAGCAAACUCCAUUUCAUAACCUUUUGUAUGCAUCUUCCUUUUUCUGCUUCCAUAUUUUCCUUGCUCCGAUCGCCUUCUCAGUACCAUUUUCCUUAUUUUUGUUAUUUUUGGGUUUUUGUAAUAAAUUUCUUUGGGUAUUUACGAGAUACUUACAGCUUUCUUCAAAAAUUCAAUUCGCGAUUUAUCAAUUACGUUUGAUAUGCUACCAAUUCAACUUUUCGAUGUUAAAUAAUAUGUUAAAAGGAUAUUAUUAGAUAUAUGCUAUAAAACAGAAUUAAUUUUGCAAAUUUGCUCUAUCUGAGUAUAAUUCGUAACUCUUCGAUCGAAACUAUCA